Ipomoea triloba (trilobed morning glory) is the source of this 723-nucleotide messenger RNA. Its product is annotated as protein MIZU-KUSSEI 1-like. The transcript has a single exon. Gene Ontology annotation, biological process: hydrotropism. NCBI's taxonomy places the organism in Eukaryota, Viridiplantae, Streptophyta, Magnoliopsida, Solanales, Convolvulaceae. Bases 1 to 723 code for a protein of 240 amino acids. The record is from RefSeq and is a predicted model, not a curated record.
AUGAUCAAGUCGUAUCCACCGGCGGCCACCAAUAUUUCUACCGGAGUUACCACCGUGGAUUGCCAAAAACAGGUCCGGUCAUGGCGGCUCCUCCGUGCCAUCAUGGAGUUCCUUAUUCCCAGCUGCAACUGCACCUUCGUCGAAGAAGAUACCGACGACGAAAACUCCAGUCAGACCUCCGACAGCUAUCACCGCCGACAACAACCGCCGUACAUCACCGGCACCCUGUUCGGCUACCGCCGCGGAAAAGUCAGCUUUUGCAUCCAAACAAACUCCAAGUCCUCCGGCGCCAGCGCCGGCGGCGGCGGGGGUCCGCUCCUCCUCCUCGAGCUGGCCGUGUCCACCACCACGCUGGCCCGGGAAAUGCGCGGCGGCGUGGUGAGGAUCGCGCUGGAGAGCAAGAGAAACGGGGCGCCGGGAACGCCUCUGCUCUCGACGCCGGUGUGGAAUAUGUACUGCAACGGGAGGAAAGUGGGGUUGGCGGUUAGCCGCAGGCCGGGAAAAGCGGACAUGGAGGUGCUGCAAAAGAUGCGUUCCGUGGGGGUCGGCGCUGGAAUUAUUGACGGUCAAGAGCUGAACCGGAAAGACGAUAUCAUGUACCUGAGAGGAAAAUUUGAGAGAGUUCAUGGUUCGUCGGAAUCGGAAUCGUUUCAUUUGAUUGAUCCCGAUGGUAAUGUCGGUCAAGAACUCGGUAUCUUCUUUCUCCGGUCGCGCCAGCAUUGA